AUGACGAGCGAGGAGUGUCCCGUGCCGCUUGGGGGCGUGUCCCCGGCAGGGCUGGGGCUGUGUGAGGACUACAGUUCGGCGCAAGCUGAUGACAUCAUGGAGGAGGUGGGGCCAGGGGAUGAGGUCAGUAUCGGCAGUGACCUAAGCACGCUCGUGGUGCCCUUCCCAGAGCUGGCACCUGUGGUCUUCUUCUGCCUCAAGCAGACAACCUGCCCUCGCAACUGGUGCAUCCGCAUGGUGUCGAGCCCGUGGUUUGAGAGGAUUAGCAUCAUGGUGAUCCUGCUCAACUGUGUGACACUGGGCAUGUACCAACCCUGUGAGAACAUCGACUGCACCUCUGACCGCUGCCAGAUCCUGCAGGCCUUCGAUGCGUUCAUUUACAUUUUCUUUGCACUGGAGAUGGUGGUGAAGAUGGUGGCUCUGGGGAUCUUUGGACGGCGGUGUUAUCUGGGCGAUACCUGGAAUAGACUGGACUUCUUUAUUGUCAUGGCUGGUAUGGUGGAGUACUCACUGGACCUCCAGAACAUCAACCUGUCGGCCAUCAGGACGGUGCGGGUCCUUCGACCCCUCAAGGCUAUCAACAGAGUGCCCAGUAUGCGUAUCUUGGUGAAUCUGCUGCUAGACACCCUGCCCAUGCUAGGCAAUGUGCUGCUGCUCUGCUUCUUUGUCUUCUUUAUCUUUGGCAUCAUCGGAGUGCAGCUGUGGGCAGGGCUUCUGAGGAACCGCUGCUACCCAGAGGAGAACUUCACCCUUUCUUCAGGUAUGACCCUGCCGGCUCCCUACUACCAGCCAGAGGAAGACGACGAACGUCCCUUUAUCUGUUCACUCGUCGCUGACAAUGGCAUCAUGUCAUGCACUGAUGUGCCAGCACGGCGCGAAGGAGGCCACACCUGCUGUCUGGAUAAGGAGGAUGCGCUACACAGGCAGGCACUGGGUCUGGCGCCUGAGCACCUGUCGAACGGCAGCGGUGCUGGCGGAGCAAUGGGUCUGUGCAUCAACUGGAACCAGUAUUAUACUCGUUGUCACACUGGGAGCAGCAACCCUCACAAGGGUGCCAUCAACUUUGACAACAUAGUCUACGCCUGGAUUGUCAUUUUUCAGGUGAUCACCCUGGAAGGAUGGGUGGAGAUCAUGUACUACGUGAUGGACGCCCACUCUUUCUACAAUUUCAUCUACUUCAUCUUCCUAAUCAUCAUCGGUUCAUUCUUCAUGAUCAACCUGUGCCUGGUGGUUAUCGCCACCCAGUUCUCUGAGACCAAGCAGCGGGAGCACCAGCUGAUGCAGGAGCAGAGGGCACAGUGCCUCUCCUCCUCCACCCUGGCCAGCAUGGCAGAGCCAGGGGACUGCUAUGAGGAAAUCUUCCAGCUGGUGUGCCAUGUCCUCCGCAAGGCCAAGAGGAGAUCGGUCGCACUUUACUACACACUGAGGGGCAAGCCACCACCAUCCGGUGGGGGCAGGGGGAACAGGCGGGGAGGCGGAGGAGGAGGCAAUACAAACGGUGACCGGCAUCAUUCAAGGCAGCUGAGAUUAUCCCACUGUCCGCACAAAAGUAAGACGGAGCAUGGCUCCGAGCCGCUGGCCAACUCUAUCACCCUGUCUGUCAGCCAGAGCCCCGAGGACUGCGCCCUGUGUGUGCUGUCACUCCAAGAGGGAGCAGGAGCUGCGGGAGGUUCCUCCAACAGGGAAGACGAGGAGGCGGUGGAAGAGACAGACAGGGAGGAGAACCACAUAGACGAGAGGGCAAAGACCAGGAGGACGUGCAUAGGACUUUGUAAGGAUGUCUGGGAUGAAAUGCGGAGGAAACUUUGGGGCAUCGUGGAGAGCAAAUAUUUCAGCAGGGGGAUUAUGAUUGCCAUUCUCAUCAACACCAUCAGUAUGGGCAUCGAGCACCACAACCAGCCCGAAGAGCUUACCAACGUGUUGGAGAUCUGUAACAUCGUCUUCACCAGCAUGUUCACUCUGGAAAUGAUCCUCAAGCUGACUGCCUUUGGGUUUUUCGACUAUCUGAGGAAUCCCUACAACAUCUUCGAUGGCAUCAUCGUCAUCAUCAGUGUGUGUGAGAUAAUCGGGCAGGCAGAUGGAGGUCUGUCGGUGCUGAGGACCUUCAGGCUGUUGAGGGUCAUUAAGCUGGUGAGGUUCAUGCCCGCCCUGAGGAGACAACUGGUUGUGCUGAUGAAGACCAUGGACAACGUAGCCACCUUCUGCAUGCUCCUCAUGCUCUUCAUCUUCAUCUUUAGUAUCCUGGGGAUGCACAUCUUUGGCUGUAAGUUCAGUUUGAAGACAGAGGCUGGAGACACGGUGCCCGACAGGAAGAACUUCGACUCUCUUCUCUGGGCCAUUGUCACUGUCUUCCAGAUUCUCACCCAGGAAGACUGGAACAUGGUGCUGUACAACGGCAUGGCCUCCACCUCCCCGUGUGCCGCCCUCUACUUCGUUGCUCUCAUGACCUUUGGCAACUACGUCCUCUUCAAUCUGCUUGUUGCCAUCUUGGUCGAGGGCUUCCAGGCCGAGGGGGAUGCCAACCGGUCUUACUCAGACGAUGACAGAUCUUCCUGUAACUUUGAGGAGGGUGACAAGCAGAAAGACUCGCUGCAUCUCUCAGACCCAAAGAUCAGUACUCUGACUCCCAAUGGAUACCUGGACCUGCCGCCAGUGCCCACUGGUCUUUAUGCCGGGGAGAGGUUGACCUUUGCCCUGGGCUCCAGGAAAAGCAGUGUCAUCUCCCUGGGCCGGGCCAACCUGGAGCAAAGGGCUGUGUAUUCAGGCCAAAGUUACCACAAGUGGGGCCAUCCACUGCCCCCACAUUCUCAUGCACUGUGGGCACGUCGCUCCAGCUGGAACAGCUUGGGAGGAGGCCGCCCCUGCUCCUCUUCCUCCCCAACUCCUACCCCUACCCCCACCUUGCCAAGGCCCCUCUAUGGUUACGGCCUGGGGGGUCUAGGUGGGGUUGUUGGGGGUAGUCUCCGUGUCCGGGGCCCCCGGGCCUCCUCCUCCCCACAUCAUCACCUAUACCACAUCCACCCAGAUGAGGAAGAGUCCCUCCUCUCCCCACCCCCCUUAGCCCCCCGCCCUCUCCAUCUCCCCCCACCUGUGCUUCCGGGCCAUUUUGUGCCCAGGCGAGACCGUAGGGCUCUCUCGCUAGAGCUGCCCCACCUGCUGCAGAUCCCAGGACCCCCACACCCUAAGCCACCACCCCAUCACCACCACACACUGCCCCCCAUGAUGCUCCACGCUCAGCCCAGGAAGAAGAGCUUCUCAGGGGGCAUGCUCAUCAGUGGUGGUGGUGGUGACCCUAGAAGUCUAGUGGGGGAGCACCAGGACUGCAAUGGGAAGACCCCACUGUCACAGCUUCUCCAGCCCCCAUUGAGAAACUUGCCAGUUGGGCAGGCUGGAAGGGGGAACCCCCAGAACCCACUGUUGGCUGAAGUCUUCCCCCAGGUCAACACACGCAACAAGGACCAGGAGGACCUAGAUGAUGAAACUGACUAUAGCCUCUGUUUUCGAAUCCAGAAGAUGUUGGAGGUGUACAGACCGAUGUGGUGCGAGACCAGAGAGGACUGGUCUGUCUUCCUUUUCUCCCCGCAGAACAGGUUUAGACAGAUGUGUCAGUCCAUCAUAGCCCACAAGCUGUUUGACUAUGUGGUUCUGGCCUUCAUCUUCUCCAACUGUAUCACUGUGGCUCUGGAGAGACCCAAGAUACUGCAGGGCAGCCUGGAAAGAGUCUUUCUGACCGUGUCCAACUACAUCUUCACUGCCAUCUUUGUCGGGGAGAUGACACUAAAGGUGGUUUCCAUGGGUCUGUACAUAGGGGACCAGGCUUACCUACGCAGCAGCUGGAACAUUUUGGAUGGCUUCCUGGUUUUUGUGUCGUUGAUCGACAUUGUGGUGUCCAUGGCAGGCGGAGCCAAGAUCCUGGGCGUGCUCAGAGUGCUCCGAUUGCUUAGGACACUGCGCCCCCUCAGGGUGAUCAGCAGAGCUCCGGGUCUGAAGCUGGUAGUGGAGACCCUCAUCACCUCUCUCAAACCAAUUGGCAACAUUGUCCUCAUCUGUUGUGCGUUCUUCAUCAUCUUUGGCAUCCUUGGGGUACAGCUGUUCAAAGGCAAGUUCUUCUACUGCUUUGGUGCCGACGUGAAGAAUGUCACCAACAAGUCAGACUGUCUGCAAGCCAACUACAAGUGGGUCCACCACAAAUACAACUUUGACAACCUGGGACAGGCUCUGAUGUCCCUGUUCGUGCUGGCCUCCAAAGAUGGUUGGGUCAACAUCAUGUACCAUGGGCUGGAUGCAGUAGGGGUGGACCAACAGCCGGUGAUCAACAACAACCCCUGGAUGCUGCUGUACUUCAUCUCAUUCCUCCUCAUCGUCAGCUUCUUUGUCCUCAACAUGUUUGUGGGCGUGGUGGUGGAGAACUUCCACAAGUGUCGCCAGCACCAAGAGGUGGAAGAGGCCAAGCGCCGUGAGGAGAAACGGCAGCGGCGCAUGGAGAAAAAGAGGAGGAAGGCCCAGAAACUGCCCUACUAUUCCAGCUACAGCCACGUGCGUCUCAUGAUACACACACUGUGCACCAACCACUACCUGGACCUCAUCAUCACCUUCAUCAUCUGCAUCAAUGUCAUCACCAUGUCGCUGGAGCACUACAACCAACCCCAUUCUCUGGAUCUGGCUCUUAAGUACUGUAACUAUUUCUUCACCUCCACGUUCGUGCUGGAGGCAGUCCUCAAACUCAUUGCUUUCGGUUUCCGCCGCUUCUUCAAAGACAGGUGGAACCAGCUAGACCUGGCGAUAGUGCUGCUGUCAGUGAUGGGCAUUAUCCUGGAGGAGAUUGAGAUCAGUGCUGCCCUGCCCAUUAACCCAACCAUCAUCAGGAUCAUGAGGGUGCUCCGGAUAGCACGAGUUCUGAAGCUUCUGAAGAUGGCUACGGGAAUGAGAGCCCUCCUAGACACUGUUGUCCAAGCCCUGCCGCAGGUGGGUAACCUGGGCCUGCUCUUCAUGCUGCUGUUCUUCAUCUACGCUGCCUUGGGGGUAGAGCUGUUUGGAGAACUGGUGUGUAACGAGGACUACCCAUGUGAGGGUAUGAGUCGUCACGCCACCUUUGAGAACUUUGGCAUGGCCUUCCUUACUUUGUUCCAAGUCUCCACAGGCGACAACUGGAACGGCAUCAUGAAGGAUACGUUGCGGGAGUGCCCGCCGGACCACGCCACCGACGUGGACUACGCCUGCAACCCCAGCCUUCAGUUCAUCUCGCCCAUGUACUUUGUCUCCUUUGUGCUCACCGCCCAGUUCGUGCUCAUCAAUGUGGUGGUGGCCGUGCUGAUGAAGCACCUGGACGACUCCAACAAGGAGGCCAAAGAGGAGGCGGAGAUGGACGCGGAAAUUGAGCUGGAGCUGGCCCAGGGCACCCUCUGCUGCAUGGGCGCCCCCGGCUGCGGGGGUGGGGCAGGGGAGAAGGGAGGAUUGGCCACCGUGGGAGGAGGAAGAGGAGACGUUCCAGAGGGACGCAUUAAGCAGAGAGGAGGGGCAGGGGGAGAGAGGGGAGAAGGGCCGAGGAGGAUGUGUCACAUGGCCACCACGCACCCGGGCCCACACAACUCUACUGACUCCAGCCAGGAGCUGUACUCACCGGCACAGGAAAGCCAGUGGCUGGACAGCUUGUCUCUACUGAUCAAGGACACGUUGGAGGGGGACAUGCUGAUGAUUGACAACCUGUCCGGCUCGGUCUUCCACCACUACUCCUCCCCUCUGCCCGUCUGCAAGACCUGCAAGGUGCGCACUCAAGAGCAGAUCAGGAUGGCAGAGAUUGAGCAGGCGUCGUUGCGGUCGGAGCAGCUUUCAGACAAGUCCUCAUCCCCCGCCCUGCCAGAUGACCUCAGCCUGGAUGAACACACUGUGUAUCAGCUGCUGGCACGAGAGGGCAAGGGAAGGGACAGCAGUGACUCCCACAGCUCUGAGGAGGCUGGCGUCGGUGGCAGUUGUGAGGGGAGCCACAAGACCAUGGCCCAGGCCCAGACGGGCCUCGAUCAGCCCUGCCUCGCCCUCAGCUCUGCGGUUGAGAAGGACGUAGCACUGCUGGAGAUGGAGGUGCAGACAAACCAGCAGCAUGAAAAUCCACCACGUAAGAGCCCCAGUUGGGUUUCCAGCAACAGUAACGAGGAGAGGACCGCUGAGGGACAGGAGAGAGGGGGAGGAGCCAGCAGCGUUUCUCCUCUUUUCCGUCUGCCUGCAGAGUUUUUUCACCCUGCAGCUUCAGCUAUCCCAGCUCCUCCACGCACUAAUAGCCUGCGCCUGUCCAGGGGCCUGAGGCUGACCUCCCCUGCUUCCUGGGACUCCCUUCGCUCCCCAGGAGCCCACAGCAAGAUGCUCAGCACACGGUACCCAUCACACAGUGACUCAUCCCUGGCUACAGGAAGCUCUGAGGGCAGCCUCCAGACCACCCUGGAAGAGGGGCUCAGCUUCAGCAUCUCUCCCCCUCAGAACCUGGAUCUGCCAUUGCCCAUAGCUUCCUCACCUCUGCUAUGUCCUGUCCUGAUGCCCGAGGACAGUACUACCAUUUGCUCCCCGGACCAGAACUUAUGUCUCAGACCCAGCCCCUCAUCUGCCCUGACUCUCCAGGCUACAAGGGGCCACCAGCGGAGCCAGAGCAGCGGCCGAGGAAGCACGAGCCCAGGCUACACCCGUGAUGACUCCAUCGACCCCUCCGAUGAAGACCUGGGCAUAGGUAUCGGCUCAUCAAUUGGAGGCUGUGGUUCCAGCCAGGCGGGCAACAGUGAACACUUGUCAGAGACACUGAGCAGCCUGUCUCUGACCUCACUGCUAUCACCCAGCUGCCUGGUGCCCCCUGGAGGGGCAGUGAAAAAAUGCAACAGUACUGGUAGCCUAGACCAAGGCGGGAUGCUUCUGUCAUCACGGGGCAGGGAGGCCCGCAGGGGGAUUCUGGGCCUGGAGCUGAUGGACCCCCAGGGAUUUCUGGCCAACCCUUGGACGGUUGUAGUGGGGGAGAGAAGGCGAGCAGGAGGAGGGGAAAAGGGUGAUGGGGAGGAGGGGCCCAAAGGGAAGAGCUCAAGUCAAACGACGGUUGGACCCUGUCGGAAAACCAGAUGA
Lampris incognitus (smalleye Pacific opah) is the source of this 7098-nucleotide messenger RNA. Its product is annotated as voltage-dependent T-type calcium channel subunit alpha-1I-like. Gene Ontology annotation, cellular component: plasma membrane; voltage-gated sodium channel complex; neuron projection. Gene Ontology annotation, molecular function: voltage-gated sodium channel activity; low voltage-gated calcium channel activity. The record is from RefSeq and is a predicted model, not a curated record. The coding region runs from base 1 to 7098 and encodes 2365 amino acids. The transcript is spliced from 36 exons. Gene Ontology annotation, biological process: positive regulation of calcium ion-dependent exocytosis; membrane depolarization during action potential; calcium ion transmembrane transport. Lineage: Eukaryota; Metazoa; Chordata; Actinopteri; Lampriformes; Lampridae.